AAGAAACUGUCAAUCAAAUGACAUUUCAACAUGGCGGCCGUAGUUCCCAUUUUCUCUAUUUCACAGAUAACUUGGUACUACUGUACGUUCAUAUUUAUUUUGUGGAGUGUCAGUCUCCAACACGUGUUGUUGUGGGUUUUUGUCCCAAGUGUAGGAGAUAUCAUGCUAAGUGUUCGGUGUAGUAACAGGUACUCAGUAUCAAAUCAAGUGCACGGCUGAUUCAGAAUACCACUUGACAGCUGCAAUAAGUAGGCUGCAGCACCGAGCCCGGCACAUUGCCCACUGCGACGCCAACAUGUACAAACUAUUGUUGCUGACUUGUGUGCUAGCCAGCUGUCUCGCUGGACACCACGGUGUUCCAUCUUGGAUACGCGACGUGUCGCGGCCGUGGCGGCCGGGGCGUGGCUGCGCAGACCGCCGCGCUGGGUGGGAGGCGUGUGCUCACGUCAACAUGACGGUGUCGCUGGCGCCGCACCCUCGCGAUUGCCGCCUCUUCUACUACUGCAGCAGCUUGGGCAUCGGCAUCCCGCUGGCGUGUCGGCGCUGCCCUGCCGGACUGCUCUUCAACCCGGAGCUGCUAGUCUGCGACUGGCCCAACAACGUCAACUGCACGACAGGUCCUCCUCGACCGCGGCCCACACUCCCGCCCACUGACACCACAACACUACCUACCGAUGCUACUGAUACCGGGACUUCAUAUACUCCCACGGCUAGUGCAACUGUUGCUGAUUCUUCCGAAGGGUCUACUGCAUCAGCUCAGGAAACGUCUACUCCAUAUUAAAUAAUGUAAAGUAAAAUAAAUUUUCAUUCCUCAUUAAGCCAAAAGUUCUCACUAU
Molecule: messenger RNA, 836 nt
Organism: Spodoptera exigua (beet armyworm)
Lineage: Eukaryota; Metazoa; Arthropoda; Insecta; Lepidoptera; Noctuidae
Source: the annotation of a GenBank genome assembly